Molecule: messenger RNA, 891 nt
Organism: Durio zibethinus
Lineage: Eukaryota; Viridiplantae; Streptophyta; Magnoliopsida; Malvales; Malvaceae
Source: RefSeq, a predicted model, not a curated record
CUUCCCACUUUCAAGUUUCGACAUCCAUAGCAAUUACCAAAUACUAUUAUAGAUUCUUUGCACACAGUGCUUUCUUUACGGUCUGCAGCUUGAACUCAAGUUAAAGCGAACUAGUUAAGAACUUCAACUUCCACAUGGGAAACUGCACCUCUAGCUGCUUCAUCCGGGAUUCGGGCCGUAAAAAAAUGGCAAAAGUAAUUGAUGCUCAAGGGAACCUGAGGAAAGUCAAGAUCCCAGCAAAGGCAGCGGAGAUCAUGCUUGAGGAACCUGGUCACAUCAUCUGUCCAGUGGAAAAUCUCAAUCGAACUCGCCGCGUGGCUGCUAUGCGAGCUGAAGAUGAACUUCUGGUGGGUAAAGUUUACGUUUUGGUUCCUAUAGGGAGGGUUCAUUGCAAAGUUACGGAUGCAGAUAUGGCACUCAUAAAAGCAGCUUGUAGUGGAAAGAAAAGGAGAAAAAGCGGUUCUAAGGUUUUGCCGCAUGUGACAGAGGAAUUGAGAGAGGAGGAAGAGAGCGAAGUUCAGGUUUUCCCAGAAAAAUGUAUGAAGGGCAUUCCUGUUCCUGGCUACCGAUUGGGGAAUUACAGGCCGUGGACUCCCGUAUUGGAACCAAUUUCUGAACUGCUCUGAGAAGUCUGUCACUUGCUUUUUGUUGGGUUUGGAUUCAUCAGGGUGGAAAUUUCCCAAAUUAAUUGUUGAAAAUGGGAGAUCUACCGGUAGGAAGGCUAGUAUACUCGAACUAAUUUGUGGUAGAAAUCUAAGAUCAAUUCUUUAAUUCUUUCAUGUAAUUACAGAAUCAGUGUUUUUCCUUAUAAACUUGAGUAGCGUCUCAAAUUAGAGUAACGACUGCUCAAACAGUUUCCCCUAACAAAGUGAAGCUACAACUGUUGUUCAA